AUGUCUCACUAUCCAGACUUUGAUUCUUUGCCCAAGGUCGACAGGCAACCUCAAGGCAACGCCUGGGGACUGUGGGGCAAGGACGACGAAUAUGGCACACUGAAUUAUCUGACACCCGAUGUCGUGCGCAAUGCUGCACAAGAAAUCAAGGCCGGUGUCUCGAUCCAGCUGGACCUGAGCCUGGACUAUUUUGAUUACCGCAUUGGCGGACGUGAAGCCUUUGAGCAUCGAAUCAAAGAUUUCAAAGAACCGAGCGAAAGCAACAAUAUCAAUCUAUAUGCUCACGAUGAUGUCGUCACCUUCAACACACAGAGCAGCUCCCAAUGGGACGGUUUGCGACAUGUCGGCCUCCAGAAGACGGGCACAUACUAUCAGGGCCUACAACAUUCUGACAUUGAUAACAAGCGACACGAUGGUAGGCUUGGCAUCCACCGGUGGGUAGAACGAGGUGGAAUAGUAGGGCGUGGUGUAUUAUUGGACUAUUUUGGCUGGAGACAACAAACGGGCCAACCUCCCGUCGCAGCGAAUUCAGCCUCUGCAAUUUCCACCGAAGAGCUCGAGGCGGUGGCGAAACACCAGGACACCGAGUUUCAUGUAGGAGACAUCCUCAUCAUCCGUUCGGGGUUUCUGCAAUGGUACCAGCACGCCUCAAAGGAGGACCAAGUCGAAUCGCUGGACAAAUACGCCUUCAUCGGCGUGGAAUCAUCCAUGAACAGUGUCAAAUGGUUGUGGAAUCACCAUUUCGCUGCCGUGGCCGGUGACACGAUAGGGUUUGAAUGCAACCCGGUAGACUUCAACGACGAAGGCGUCGUCAAACUCCACGAAUGGCUGCUUGCUCACUGGGGAACGCCGAUUGGGGAACUCUGGGACCUCGAAAGAUUAGCAGAGGUUUGCCGAGAGAGGAACCAGUGGUCGUUUUUUCUUACCAGCGCCCCUCUCAAUGUAUUCGGCGGGGUUGGCACUCCUCCCAACGUAAUAGCAAUCCUCUAG
Messenger RNA from Cladophialophora bantiana CBS 173.52, 990 nucleotides. RefSeq lists its product as uncharacterized. Gene Ontology annotation, molecular function: arylformamidase activity. NCBI's taxonomy places the organism in Eukaryota, Fungi, Ascomycota, Eurotiomycetes, Chaetothyriales, Herpotrichiellaceae. The coding region runs from base 1 to 990 and encodes 329 amino acids. The transcript has 3 exons. The record is from RefSeq and is a predicted model, not a curated record.